GCCGUCCUAACCCCGCCCCCGCUGGCACGAGCCAGUAACCGUUGCCUUAGCCCCGCUGCUUAGCGCAUGCGCGGGGCAGCGGCGGGCGACCCGCUCUCAGCCCCGAGGGGUGGCCAUGGCCGGGCAGCUAGAGUCGGUGCCCGCCGUGGAGAUCGAUCCGGACGGCACGUUCAAGUACAUCCUGCUGCGGGUGCAGCGCGCGGGGGGGGCCGAGCACCGGGACGUCGUCCGGGGCACCGCGGCCGCCGAGUUCCACAAUCAUAUAUUUGAAAAAGUAAACCCUGAAAUGGAAAAGUUGGGCUUUGAAUGCAAGUGCCUUGGAGGAGGAAAAAUUGACCAUAAUAGCAAAGACAAGAAAAUGCGGGUAUUUAGUCUUUCCACAGGAUAUGGUAAAGCAGAUCAUGCAGUGACCGUAGAAAUACUGAAAAAAGUAUACCAAGACUAUGAAAUCACUUGGUCAGAUGACAAGAAAUGAAAAUCUAUUCUGGAAUCUGAAAUACAAAUCAGUUUGCACUCUAGCUGUUGAUAUAGAAUUGAAGUCUACAUUGUGUUCAAAUAAAUCACUGUUAGCUUUAUCUGAAUAAAAAGAUUUGUGUGUUCUCCA
Molecule: messenger RNA, 604 nt
Organism: Dermochelys coriacea (leatherback sea turtle)
Lineage: Eukaryota; Metazoa; Chordata; Testudines; Dermochelyidae
Product: 14 kDa phosphohistidine phosphatase-like
Exons: 3
Coding region: 116-475 (119 amino acids)
Biological process (GO): peptidyl-histidine dephosphorylation
Cellular component (GO): cytosol
Molecular function (GO): protein histidine phosphatase activity
Source: RefSeq, a predicted model, not a curated record